GAAAGUGUGUGUAGCCCUUAAGUAAUACAUUACAUAGUCUAUGACGAGAUACUCUAUAAUGUCUUUGAACGUUUUUUUUCUUCUCUCUCUUCUCGCUGCACCACUCGGCCGAGCACGACAUUUUUUAUUCUAUAAAAUGUAAUUUUAUGUUUUUACUUUGACCAUGUACAUGGUCCUUCAUGUAAAGCGAUACAGGCAAUAAAAGCCAUGUGAGUAUUCUGAAUUUCAUUUAAAAGCCCACUACACUCGAUCCCACCUUUACUGAGAUAUUGAGAGAUAUCAGCCAGUGACGUUUUCCGUCACAGGUUAUGGGAACAGAGCUGAAUUUAAACUACAAUUAAAUCGCACAAAGGAAUAUAAACGUAAGGAUCGAGUGUCAGUGUUUGGGCUAUUGGAUCUCAUCACAUCACAAUGGACUCCGCCGCCGCCGAGUCGAGGCAACCUAACCUCAACCACCACGUGUCCAUCGAGAAGCUUCGCGACGCCUCCAAUUACUUCUCUUGGAAGUUCACAACUAAGAACAUACUUAUUUUAGAAGGUUUGUGGAAUGCCGUUGAGGGCCGUGAAACGGAUGGCGAUCGGCAGAAUCGUGCUCUGGCACGUAUAUGUCUUUCAUUGAACAAGGACCUGUAUCAAUAUGUUAGGAAUUGCACGACGCCUGCAGAUGCUUGGAGCAAACUAAAGGACGCAUUUGAAGAUAAAGGCCUGUAUCGCAGGGUACUUUUACUUAGAAAACUUCACAGAAUUCAAUUCAGUGAACAUUCAUCUAUGGCGAGCUACAUAGACAGCAUAAUAACUAUCGUUCAGCAACUAGAAGACAUAGGGCGAACUAUUGAGGAUGCCGAGGUCGCUGAAAUCUUAUUAAGUGGCUUACCAGCUGAAUAUGACACCGUCGUUUCAAGUCUAUCAACUGCGGCAGUAGGUCAAACUGUGAAAAGUGAAGUGAUAAAGUCCCGUCUGCUCCAGGAAUUCUCAAGGAAAUCUUCAAUUGAAUCUACAGCUGCUUUUGUUACUAAAAAGCAAGUCACCUGUGAUUUCUGCAAGCGCCAAGGCCAUACAAAGGCCCGAUGCUUCAAGCUCAAAUCGAAGAAGAGGAAGUCGUCCAACCCUAACAUGGACAGAACCAACAUGGUCGCUGCUUUUAUGGCUAGAACUCCACAAGAAAAUUUUUACUUAGACUCUGGUGCUACAAAUAGCAUGGUCAAUAAUAAGAAUCUUUUAUCUGAUACAUUACCUUGCCAGUCUAAUGUUAUUGUUGCAGACAAUAAUAAAAUAUCUUGUGAGGCCAUAGGAAAGCUGCAAUUUUCAUUGAAAGAUAAGGAAGAAGCCAUCAAUAACUGCACUGCUUGUCUUGAGGGGAAGAUGUCGGCCGCACCUUACCCAAAAGGACAGGCCAAGCGGGCUGAUGAAGCACUGCAGCUCAUCCACAGCGACGUCCUUGGGCCUGUACAGGAGCCAAGCUGGGGAGGCAAGAGGUAUCUUGUCUGCUUCACCGAUGACUACACCAGAAAAUCAUUCGGUUUUCUCAUGAAGGAAAAAUCAGAGAUGGAUCUGAUGGAGGUGACGAGGAGUACCAGUCACUGACCGAGCCCGACUCCGAUGACUUCGCCGACGGUGGGCGCGUGGAGCGACCUACAUCUCAGCAAGCAUCUUGUGGAGGGGAAGCGGUGCAUUCCGUACCCGACUUCAGCGACAGUUCUGCUGACGAUGAGCGCGUGGAGCGCUGUCCAUCGUCUGAGCGGGCAUCAUCUGGAGGGGAAGCGGUACUUGAGGGUGAAGCCUCAAUUGGUACAUCCGAUCGUCCUGUCCGUGUCAGGCGACCCCCACAAAGGUAUGGUGAUUACGAUUUUUCAAUGUUAACCCAACGUACCUCAUUUGAAGAACCCCAGUCUUAUCGUGAGGCUAUUGUAUCGCCAUAUCAUGAUGAUUGGAUGAAUGCAAUGCAAUGUGAGUAUGACUCGUUGGUUUCAAAUAAGGUAUGGACUUUGGUUGAUAGACCCACUAACAAAAAUGUAAUCAAGUGUAAAUGGGUGUAUAAAUUAAAGCAUGAUGCCGAUGGGAAUUUCGAUAGAUAUAAGGCGAGGCUUGUCGCCAGAGGCUUUACUCAAAAACAGGGUAUUGAUUUUAAUGAGACAUAUGCUCCUGUCAUCCGCCAUUCAUCUAUGAGAAUUUUGUUUUCCUUGGCCAAUCAAAUGGAUUUAGAAAUUGAUCAUCUUGAUGUAGCCACAGCAUUCCUAAAUGGAGACCUGAAUGAGGUUAUAUACAUGGAACAGCCUGAAGGUUUUUGUAAUGGAAAUAAUAGUAAAGUUUGUUUGCUACAAAAGAGUAUAUAUGGUUUAAAACAGGCCAGUAAAAUGUGGAACGAAAAAGUUAAUCAUGUACUUGUAAACAACGGCUUUAAUCAGUCAAAAUGCGAACCAUGUAUAUAUACCAAAAAGUCUGAAAAUGAUUUUGUCAUCAUAGCACUUUAUGUAGACGAUUUUUAUGUCUUUUACUCUAAAAAUAGUUCAUUUAAAGUUCAAUUGUUGAAUAUCUUAGAGAAACAAUUUAAUGUUAAGAACUUGGGUCCAUUGAGGAAUUGCUUAGGCAUUAGAGUUACAAGAAAUAAGUCAAAAGGUACUUUGUGUUUAGAUCAAACUGAAUAUAUUAAGAAAAUAUUAAUUCGUUUUAAGAUGCAAAACUGUAAACCGGUUGCAACGCCUAUGGCUUUAAAUUGUAAACUUAGUAUUCCUAAAAACGAUAGUGUUUGUGCACAAGAUGAGAUAUAUGAAUAUAGGCAACUUGUUGGUAGUUUAAUGUACUUAUCUGUGUGCACGAGGCCAGACAUAUCCUUUGUUUGUAGUCAGCUGAGCCAGUUUAAUAACAACUUUGACAAAUCACACUGGAUAGCGGCAAAACGUGUACUUAGAUAUUUAGCUGGUACAAUUAACUACUGUUUAUGUUAUAUAAAAAGUGUUAAUUGGAAUUUACAGGCAUUUACUGAUGCCGACUAUGGUAAUGAUCUUAUUGACAGAAAAUCAUAUACGGGUUUUGUCAUAAAGCUUGGUUCUGACUCCGUCUCUUGGGAGGCGAGGAAGCAAAGAUGUGUCGCACAGUCUACGACAGAGGCUGAGUUUCUAGCUAUAGGUGAUGUUUGUAAAGAUGUUUGUUUUAUUAAAAAUUUGCUUACCGAAUUGUUAGAGAAAUCUAUAAAUUGUACUGUUUAUAAUGAUAACCAGAGUGCUCAAAGACUAUUAGAAUGUAAAGAAUUUUGUCACAAAAGGACAAAACACAUUGAUAUCAGAUAUCAUUUUGUGAAAGAUUUAAUUAAAAAAGAUUGUAUUCUAGUAAAGUACCUUUCAACUGACAAGAUGAUAGCUGAUGUAUUGACCAAGCCAUUAUGUGUGCAGAAACAUUGUAGCUUCAUUUCUGAUAUGAAUAUAAUUGAAAAUAAUGUCUCAGUAUAGUUAUUAUCUAACUUAAUAUAUUUGACUGCGUAAUGUUGUUAUGAUGAGGACAAAAAUUGUCUUAAGCUUAUAUGUAUAAAUGUUAUUUAACAUGUCUCUAGAUUACAGAGUUACAAAAAUGUUGUUUAACACGUCUCUAUAUUGCAGAGUUGUAUAAAUAUUGUUUAACAUGCCUCUAUAUUGCAGAGCUUUAUAAUUUUUUAACGUCUCUAUAUUGUAGAGUCUAUUAUUAUUUAAUGACAUUUUUAUAAUGUAUUAUUGGACUUAUUCAAAUUUGAAUAGCAGGAAUCAUUUAUUACUAUAAGGCCUAAGGGGAAGUGUCAGAAAGUGUGUGUAGCCCUUAAGUAAUACAUUACAUAGUCUAUGACGAGAUACUCUAUAAUGUCUUUGAACGUUUUUUUUCUUCUCUCUCUUCUCGCUGCACCACUCGGCCGAGCACGACAUUUUUUAUUCUAUAAAAUGUAAUUUUAUGUUUUUACUUUGACCAUGUACAUGGUCCUUCAUGUAAAGCGAUACAGGCAAUAAAAGCCAUGUGAGUA
Molecule: messenger RNA, 3985 nt
Organism: Leguminivora glycinivorella
Lineage: Eukaryota; Metazoa; Arthropoda; Insecta; Lepidoptera; Tortricidae
Exons: 3
Coding region: 412-1584 (390 amino acids)
Molecular function (GO): nucleic acid binding
Source: RefSeq, a predicted model, not a curated record